GUCCCUUCCCUGGGCUCGCAGUUCAGCGCUCGUACUUGACUAUGGAGGCAAACAGUGUCGUCUUGAGGCCCGCUCUUAUUUUGGCAUCGGUGAUGAGCUUUGUACAAUGCUUAGUCAUGGUGAGUUACAGCUUUCCCUCGUUCAUAUGUGGCGCACAGACACGAAACUACAGCGAUGGAACAACUCAGCGAUUUGCCAAUGGUGCCCGGACCUUCCCAGUAAACACAACAGAGUAAACUGACAUUCCAGAGCAGGGUGACUACUAGGAAAGCUUCUAGAGUGAAGUGACUGAUCAAUCAUACGAAACUGAGCUCCCCCUCCUCAUUCCUGAACCUCGAGGGCUGCUAGCUACACUGACGACACUUUUGGCACCUGCUCCUCUUUCUCUCUGUACGGUAUUCAGUAGACGUUUACACUCCCCUGAACGCCCCCUCCCCUCUUCUUUCCAACUCCUGUGGGAAGAGUAGCUAGCUCCCUGGGCUACGUUUGAUUACGGUUAUGAUCACCAUUAAGAUGCAGCAGAAUAUCAGUUUCUGUUUUCUUGGUCUCUGAACGGAAAAUCAAUAAGGACGUUUUUACUUGCCAUUCGGUUCCACCCCCCCCCCCCCCCCCUUGGCCAUUUCUGUUAGAAUUAUAUAUUUUUUGGUUUGCUGGAUCCUUGGGGAAAAAAACAUUAAACCAAUAAAAAGGACUUUUUGGAGUGAAGAAAAUAUUUUGGAGUGCUAGACACAACUCUGUCAGCUUGUCUGGACUGUUGUUGACUCCUUUGUUUGGGAAAGUUGUUGAAAUCUCCUCCCUGAGACAAACUCCUACUGCUGCCAAAAACAACAAGAAAAUGUGUCCUGCCCCAUACUUCCUGCCAUAAAGGCCAUAAAGUGUCCUCCCUCGACUGGUCCCCUCAAAGAAAAGACAAACGAAGAAGAGGUUACUCUAGGGCAGGCAGGAGAUCAUCCAGAACACUAGUCUUAAUAACGCAAUAAAUCACAGAGGAUUACAAUUGUCCUGGUUGUUGCCUGCAUAACCAUGACUGGCAGUUGUUGCACGCCAGCACCUGAACGUUAUGGCCUAGCUUGUGAAGUAAGCGGGAGUACACACACGAGUCAUACGUUCAUGUUGGCCAGUGUUGAGGUGUAAGGACUACGUAACUGUUUUUAAGAGAGCUCCUUUUAUAAUCUCUGAACGUCAGACUCUCAAACCCCUCACCCACCCCAAAAAAACCAAAACGCCACCCCUUGGAAAGGGUACUAACGUCCGGGCUUCCUCCGUUGCAGCUCCGCUGUCCCCCCCCCCCCCCUCGUCUUAGUUUGACCCUUACCCCUCAGCACGCGAGGAUGUCUGGCGGUAGUCGCCCACAGCAGCGCUCUUAGUCGUCGUCGUCGUGGCGGCUUCGACGGGAGGCGGCCGGGAGAGACCCAUCAGGAUGUCCAACGAGAGCCUGACAGAGUGCAAGGCGGUGGUGACGCCGUCGACGCGCAACGGCCACCGCGUCUUCAGCUACACGCUGGAGAGCCACACGGCGGCCGCGUUCGCCAUCAUGAACGAGCUGCGGCUGGACGGCCAGCUGUGCGACGUGACGCUGCGGGUGCGCUACAACGACCUGGGGGCCGUGGACUUCGUAGCCCACAAGGUGGUGCUGGCCUCGUCCUCUCCGGUCUUCAGGGCCAUGUUCACCAACGGCCUGAAAGAGUGUGGCAUGGAGGUGGUGCCCAUCGAAGGGAUACACCCCAGGGUGAUGGAGAGGCUGAUAGAGUUUGCCUACACGGCCAGCAUCUCCGUAGGGGAGAAGUGCGUGAUCCACGUCAUGAACGGCGCCGUCAUGUACCAGAUCGACAGUGUUGUGAAGGCCUGCUGCGACUUCCUGGUUACGCAGCUGGACCCCAGCAACGCCAUUGGCAUAGCUAACUUCGCCGAGCAGAUCAGCUGCACAGAGCUCCACCAGAAAGCAAGGGAAUACAUCUACAUGAACUUCAGCCAGGUGGCGACCCAGGAGGAGUUCUUCAACCUCUCCCACUGCCAACUUGUCACGCUCAUCAGCCGGGACGAACUCAACGUGCGCUGCGAGUCAGAGGUUUUCCAGGCGUGCGUGGCGUGGGUCCGGUAUGACCGGGAGAACCGACGGCCUUACGUCCAGGCCCUGCUGCAGGCCGUCCGGUGCCACUCCCUCACCCCGCACUUCCUCCAGGCCCAGCUCCAGUCUCUGGAGUGGGACGCCCAGUGUAAAGACUACCUGGCCCAGAUCUUCCAGGACCUCACCCUCCACAAGCCCACAAAGGUGAUCUCGUGCCGCACGCCCAAGGUUCCCCAGCUCAUCUACACGGCCGGUGGUUACUACCGCCAGUCCCUGUCUUUCCUGGAGGCCUACAACCCCUGUACCGGAGCCUGGCUGCGCCUGGCCGACCUGCAGGUCCCCCGGAGCGGCUUGGCCGCCGUGGUCAUCUCCGGACUGUUCUACGCCGUCGGCGGACGGAACAACGCUCCCGACGGGAAUAUGGACUCCAACACGCUGGACUGCUAUAACCCCAUGAAUAACUGCUGGCUGCCGUGCGCGCCGAUGAGCGUGCCGCGGAACCGGAUAGGAGUGGGGGUGAUCGACGGGAUGAUCUACGCCGUCGGCGGGUCACACGGGUGUAUUCAUCACAACAGCGUGGAGAGGUACGACCCGGACAAAGACCAGUGGCAGCUGGUGGCCCCCAUGUUGACGCGGCGUAUCGGGGUGGGCGUGGCGGUGAUCAACCGGCUGCUGUAUGCCGUGGGGGGGUUCGACGGCACGCACCGCCUCCGGUCCUCUGAGUGCUACAACCCGGAAAGGGACGAGUGGCGGUCCAUGGCCGCCAUGAACACGGUGCGCUCUGGGGCAGGUGUGUGCUCCCUGGGAAACCACAUCUACGUGAUGGGCGGCUACGACGGCACCAACCAGCUGAACACCGUGGAGCGCUACGACGUGGAGACGGACACGUGGAGCUUCGCCGCCUCCAUGAAGCACCGCCGCUCCGCCCUCGGGGUCACCACCCACCACGGGAGGAUUUAUGUCCUGGGAGGUUACGACGGGAACACGUUCCUGGACAGCGUGGAGUGCUACGACCCGGAGACGGACACGUGGUCCGAGGUGACCCGCAUGAUGUCCGGCCGCAGUGGCGUGGGUGUGGCCGUCACCAUGGAGCCCUGCCAGAAAGAGCUGGCCCAGUGUCAAAAGCACGAGAGGUUGGAGGUCACUGGCAGCAGUGGUAGUUUGGGGUCGUCGGGGGACUCUGGGUCGUACCACCACUCCAGGCAUGGGUCCUUUGGCAGUGGGACUUGAGUCUGGCGAGAGCCGGGGGUGUGAAUGUCCCCCUCCACCCCUGACUGGGUCUUCCUUGGUCCUCCGUCUUCCGUGGGAAAGGGCGCUGUUCACCCCUGGGCCCCGCUCCCUGUUUGUUCUACAUGUUUUUAAUUCCUCCAUUCUAAAUUGUUUGAAUUCGUAGUUUCUAAUCCAGCAUGUUGAGUCACUCGCUGAUCGUGAGUGAACGACUUAGUUUGGGAAACAAAUUGAAAUGUUAAGAGUUCUGUUCCAUCUUGUUUGUGCUCCAUACACAGUAGAUGGCCAAAUAGUAGAAAUAGGAGUUCUAGAUUUUUCCACAUCUUCAAAUCGGCAGUACUUCUGCUGUGUCUUUAUUCAAACCCACAGUAGCACUAUGGCUCCCUCUGGUGGGCCAAUUGUGUUUUCCCUUACCUGCAUCCAAAGGGGAGUAAAGGGCUGUGACACAUUUAAAAGGCUAAAAACUGGCCUCUGACUAUAUUAAAUUAGUAGCUACCUUUUCUAUUUCAAGAUCAGCCUGCGCAAAUAAACCAAAUCUAGGGGGGUGAGAGAGACAAAAUUGCAAUGUAACCAUGGUAGUACUUUUGGCAAACUGUGGACAUUUGGGGAAUAUGAGUGUUUUCCUGAUGCAAAGUGCCAUUAUUAUCUAUGUCAGUUGGUGAUUAUCAUCAUCAGUAUACACACCACUCUCUGGUGCCUGAAGCAACUGAGGCAGGGCAAAGUAGCACUUUGGUUGGACACUUCAGCCUAUUGCCAACAGUGGUGAAAGCAGACCUAGGCUGCCUUGAUGUGAAGACUGUGCUAUACGCCCAACAAAAUCCAAAACCAAUUGCAGGUCAUUUUCGGCAUGGAAAAACCGUAGCAUUGAGGAGUUUUUUUUUUUUUUUUAUUAUGAUUUUUAAUUAACAUGUUAAGGACUGAGUCGUGUUGGUGAACCGUUACACAACUUCCCCGUGACUGGUUGGACCUAAUCAUACACGUCAAGUCCAGACCAAGAAGUGACUAUUCUUGUGCGUUAUGUCCCAUCGAGAGUGUCUCUGAAUGAGACGGAAAGAAAAGGUCUGAGGUUAUUUCCCCGUGUCGUGCACUGUCUGGUUGGAUGUGGGGCACGAAGUGAUUAAUAGGGUGCCAUUUUAAAUCGUUUGAACGGGCCAUUUAGAGCAAUGAUUUGUAUCACUGGUUUAAGCUACAAAGGUUUUUUUAAGUGACGUUUUUGUACAUCGAUAUUCUAUUCCAAUGGAGUCCUGUACAGAAGAACCUCAAGUUUUCUUUUUUUUUUAUUUAUUUUGUUUUGUGUCCUUCUGUUGUUGUUGUUGUUGUUGUUGUUGUUGCUUUAAAUGACCACAACAACGUUGGGCUCUGUUCAACGUAUAUCGUGGAUGUUACGACGUUACGGCGUGAUUCGAAAAUUUUACCAGCAAUGUUCCCGCGUCAGAGAAGACCGCUGUCACGGUAAAUGCUUUAUACGUCGACUCAUUCGAAAAGGACCUUAACGCCUGUUGCACAGUGUAUAUUUCUUCAGUGAUACAGAUUGAACGAAGCCCUUGGUAUUCAAAUUGUGUUCAGAUAUUGUUUUCUUUCUAAAUGAGCAGCAUGCUUUAUGUGUGGGCAUGCCAGUUUGAAUGCCUAACAUUUGGUAAAGACAUUAUGCCUCUUUUGAAAA
This is a messenger RNA of Esox lucius (northern pike), 4958 nucleotides long. It is a transcript of the gene keap1b, whose product is annotated as kelch-like ECH-associated protein 1b. The record is from RefSeq and is a predicted model, not a curated record. Gene Ontology annotation, molecular function: protein binding. The transcript has 9 exons. Lineage: Eukaryota; Metazoa; Chordata; Actinopteri; Esociformes; Esocidae. Bases 1421 to 3298 code for a protein of 625 amino acids.